Molecule: messenger RNA, 2796 nt
Organism: Hemisphaericaspora subhashii
Lineage: Eukaryota; Fungi; Ascomycota; Pichiomycetes; Serinales; Debaryomycetaceae
Exons: 1
Coding region: 1-2796 (931 amino acids)
Source: RefSeq, a predicted model, not a curated record
AUGACUAAAAUUUUAAGAUUUCCUUAUCAAGAAGCUAAGCCAAUGGCUUCCAAGAAUCAAGACGAAAGUCCUUCAGGAAAGGUUCUGUUUAGUGAGUUCUAUAACCCUGAAGAAGAAUACCAUCCCUUACAAAGAAUCCCAACUCCAUAUCCUACAGAUGGCCCUAGGAAUGAUAUCAACAUUGCAUCAGAGUUAAAUAAUCUGGAAGAAGAAUUUCCUUCAAUUAGUAGUAAACCAGUACCAAAAGCUGCAUUUGCUCACAUAUAUGCAGAGGAUCAUUCACGAGAACUGUCAACGAGGAAUUCUGGACCAAGAAGGUCUACUAGCGACUUUAAAACAGGUCUCAAAAGAAGUGGUUCCCAAACAUCACUCCAUUCAAUUAGAAGAGCUGGCACUCCCAUCCCCAAAACUAAAAACAGUGCAGAUUCCAAAGCCAAGCAGGAACAACAAUCUCAAGCUCAAUGGGACUCAACUGAUGUUCUCUAUGACGUUUCAAAAGCAUUGAUCACUUGUAUAUUCUACAUCCUAUCCCAAAUACCCUAUAAGGAAAUAGAAUACCUUUUGAAUUAUAUAAUACCCUCGUCAAUAGUCAAUAUCCCAUAUGACAAAGCCAUACCUGGGACUUUCAUAGAUGAAGGUCGUACCGAAAUACUAAUCCAAGAGUUAAUGAAAAGUCAAGCACGAUUCGCUACCAAUAUGAAGGCAGGUUCAGAAAGUAUUUGGAAAUUAUUUGGAGCAGUAUUGGAGAAUUUCCCAUAUAAGGAAUUACACAAACUCAGGAGAAAAGAAUUAGAAGAUACGUUUUGGAACCUUUGUGAAUGUUUUCAUUAUGUUGAGUCUACACUAUUUGAAGAUUGCGAAACUUUUGAUGCGUGUGAGAUUUCGUUUGUCUAUUUGAGGUGGGCAAAGGGGAUAUCUUCCUGUUAUGAUGUACUUGUUCGGAAUGUUCCUGAGUUUGCUAAGUUGUACGAUAUGCCUAAAGGAGGUCUCAAGAAUAAGAGAACUGAUAGUUAUUAUUCCCUUAAGGCAUUCUUAGAGAUGAUAAUAGCUUAUCCUUCACAGAUCCGUAAUCAUCUUAUUGCUAUCCGUGAUUCAAUUGAUGAGACAUAUGUACCUGCUGAGUUACCAUUGGCGAUUAUUGAAGUUGGAAAAUUGGUCAAGACUUGUUCUAAGGUUGAUUAUUUCGUAUCGGGAGAUCCAUCAGUGCUUGUAUUUGAUUGGCAAAGUAUUUCAACAUAUACCAGUGCGCUGAAUUAUCAAGAGAGCCCUCAAUCAACAUUCAGAAGACGAAGUUCAUUUUCAUCUAUUAAUUCAGCCGUGCUGAUUCCUAGUGUCAUGUCCGUCGAAACCGAUGUUUCAGAUUUCACAACUACCCCACUGAGAAGUUCCUUACACAGGGGCCGCAGUAGAUCAAUUUCAUCGUUUACUUCAGAUAGAGUGUUAGGAACAUCCAAUCCAUACUCCUAUAAACCAAGUGCCGAAGAAUAUUUACAACUGAGAGAUAGCUUUAAACUUACCCGUAAAGGUAGUCAUACGUAUUCAAUUUCAUCAUCUAGGGGACAACCACAACUGAGACGGAGUAGUCUUCGAUCCACAAGGUCAAGAAGUUCAAGUCGGUAUCCCGAUGAUAGUUAUGAUGAACUACAUUAUGAUAAUCAGAAUUCACUUUCUUCAAUGUUGGAUAGGAAUACUAGAAAGGCAUCCCAGGGUACUACCUAUACUCAACAUACUUUGAUUGGGGAGCCUUAUUCUGUGAAUGAGUUGUGGAAUUGUCAACCAGAGUCAUAUUGGAAUUUUGACGCUGGAAAUAAAGGUACAACUACAAAUCCUCAACAAUCUAAUAUAGUAGUGAACGGAGUCUCAUGUUCUUGUACAAUUUGGGGAGAGUUUGAAGGGAUUAGGAAAAGAUAUGCAAUUGUGGCUAAUUGGAAUGCAGUUUAUGUUUCUGGAGAUCGGGAGAUGUGGCGCAAAAUACUUCAUUUCAAUGCUACAACUGUUCAAAUGAAGCUCUUGGGGAAUAUUUUGGUACUUCAGACAGAUAAAAAUUUAACUUUGUAUUCAGUUCAACAAUUAAUUGAUAGAUAUCAUGGAGUUCCCAAAAUCAAUGCCUGUCAUAUUUCUAAAAAAGCCGGAUUCUUUUCUACUGGGGUAUUCAAUGGGAAACAAGUUGUUAUAUUUGGAAAGAAGAAGUUUUCAUUUAAGGGGUCGAAUGGUACGAAAUUCCGAGUUUUACAUCCUAUUUAUUCCCAAGAGAAGAGAUCUUGGGAUGUUAGAAGAUUGCAAGAAUUCUCGAUGCCUACUGAAUGUUGUGGUAUUCAUAGCUGGCAAGAUGAUUAUACUGUAUACACCAAACAUCAAUUCUAUAAUCAUGGAAAAGUUUUCAAUUUUUAUCCUAUACAAAUUCCAUAUAAACCAGAUAGUGUAAAUCUUAAGAUUCUGGAGCAUAAGGCAAAACCACUUGGUGAUUUCAAAUUACAUAACAAGAACAACGAAUAUUUGUUUGUGUAUGAUUCAUAUGCUGUUUUUGUACAUGAUAGAAGCAAGAUUUGCAGUGAUAAAUAUAUCCCUUUCGAAUCAAAACUUAAGAGUGUAAUUCAAAGAGAUGGAUUCUUUUUGUUUAUUUCAACAGAUAAGAUUGAUGUUGGUAUUGUUAGUUCUAGUAGUAGGCAGACAUUUAAAAAGGUUCAAGUGAUUGAGAAAAGGUAUAUUACGGUACUAGAUGAAGAACAAUUGAUAUUUAGAAGCGGUAAAGAAAUUUUCCAAUUGAAAUUAAAUUAUGAUAAAUCUUAUGUAUAG